This is a messenger RNA of Marasmius oreades (fairy-ring Marasmius), 3597 nucleotides long. RefSeq lists its product as uncharacterized. Gene Ontology annotation, biological process: regulation of mRNA processing; protein phosphorylation; spliceosomal complex assembly. The record is from RefSeq and is a predicted model, not a curated record. NCBI's taxonomy places the organism in Eukaryota, Fungi, Basidiomycota, Agaricomycetes, Agaricales, Marasmiaceae. Bases 1071 to 2882 code for a protein of 603 amino acids. The transcript has 9 exons. Gene Ontology annotation, molecular function: ATP binding; protein kinase activity.
ACAUCUCUUUACAUCUUGCGCUCACCAGUUGUCCCUCUCCUUCCAUAAUACAAGCUUCAGUAACAGUUCCCGAUCCUGACAUUCCACGAGAAAGGCGGAAGGAAGGAAGACCGAAAGAAGGGCGGUCGCAUCUCAAUCUGUGGAGUAUUGGUCAGAGUAAUUGUUUCCAGAUCAACUCUGUUCCCGAUUUACACCGACCUCCCAGAACCCUUGCAUUACUCAAAUGCCAUAUCAUGAUAACGGGAAAGGUGCAAAGGCGGGUGGAGCUGGCUCGCAACACGCGAAGACCACAAAUACGAAUAUCAACGCUCAUUCCAGUGCCAACCAUUCAAGUUAUAAAUCUCACUCUUCUGGGAGCAUUGAUCAUCCUUACUACUACGAUCAUCCAGAUUACGGCUCUGGAUCAUCACCGAAUUCAGGUUCAGCUUCAAUCAUGACUGAAGACGAAGAAGAUUGGGAAGAUUAUGUUAAGGGAGGGUAUCAUCCCGUAAAGAUUGGGGACGAGUUUAGCGAUGGAAGGUAUAUUGUGGUGAGAAAGCUCGGAUGGGGUCAUUUCAGUACGGUCUGGUUGGCAAAGGAUACAAAGUAAGUCGUCCUUUAUAUGAAUGUUUCCUUUAUCUUUUCUAUUCCGUCUAUUUGCCUUUAUGCCUAGUCGAGAGCUUCGAAUUCUAUCACGACUAUUUAUUCCUUAUCUCGACAAACGCAACUGCGCUUGAUCUCUCUAUACGGGGCUACGUCCCUUAUCGAACCUGGGAAUCCCGCCAUUUCUCUCAUGUACUCACAAGGCUCGUAGAUUAGACCGCCACGUUGCGCUGAAAGUCGUCAAGUCAGCCCCACGAUAUACGGAGACCGCGUUGGAUGAGAUCAAGGUCCCUUCGCCCGCCUCCGUAUGCUGCACUUGUCACUGCUAACGCCACCUCCAGCUCCUUCAACGACUGAUCACUUCGUCGACACCUCCUUCCUCUUCCUCUACUUCACCUAGUCCAUCUUUGACCCAUCCUGGGCGGUCCCAUGUCAUCUCGUUCCUCGACCAUUUUCGCCACAAAGGACCGAACGGAACCCAUGUCUGUAUGGUAUUCGAGGUUUUGGGGGAGAAUUUGCUAGGACUGAUCAGGCGAUUCCAGGUCAGUGAGAUCGUUGAACGGCCAACGUCCUGGCUGACAACGGAGUACUUUCAGACAAGGGGCGUGCCUAUACCGCUCGUCAAGCAGAUCGCCAAACAAGUCCUGUUAGGCUUGGAUUACAUGCACCGGUGUUGUGGGGUAAUACAUACUGGUCAGUGCGGCUUUGAACCUCUUUUGAAAAGCUUUCGUUCUUACUUUUUCUGCUCUCUAGACCUCAAACCCGAAAACGUGCUUAUAGCCAUCGACAACGUCGAAGAUAUCAUCCGUGCCGAGCUAGAGAACGCGAAACUGACCGGAGUUCCACCUUCCGCUGGUCGUGGGGGUAACCAAACUCCCCGAAAUCCUUCUGCUUCCUCGUUUAUAACCGGGAGUCAGCCGUUACCUAGCCCAAGUUCGAGUUAUGGAAGCUUAAGAAGUCUAGUGACGGGAAGUCCUGGUGGAAGCGGGGGUGGGAUGUCCACAAGUCCUUCGAGUGGGGUGAUGGACAAAUUCAGCUUUGGGAUGACACCUAUGAGUGUCGGUCAAUCACCUACCUCGACGACGACGAAAGAGGUCGAAGGGGUGGCAGAGGCUGUUGGGAGUGUGUCGAUCCGUGGGGAUAGUGGCAGCAGGGAGAAAGGCAAGGGUGAAAGCGAUGUAAAUGAAGGAGAAGAGGAUGGUAUAACUUUCGGGAAGAAGGUUCCAAUCCAGCAAUCCUUGAGUGGGAGGUCAAGUCAGAGCUUAUUAAGUCGACAAGCGCCUGAUAAACCAGAACCGCCACAGUCAUCGCCGCAAGCGGCCCAGAAGCCUGCCCGCCCAGAAGAACUUGAAGGAUGGAACGAGAAGAUCACAGUUAAGAUUGCUGAUCUAGGGAAUGCAACAUGGACAGAACACCAUUUCACAGACGAUAUCCAGACGCGGCAGUAUCGCUCUCUGGAAGUCAUUUUAGGAUCCAAAUGGGGACCAAGCGUUGACGUCUGGAGUGUCGCUUGUGUUAUCUUCGAAUUGAUCACCGGAGGCGAUUAUCUCUUCGAUCCUGCUUCAGGCUCGAGAUACUCCAAGGAUGAUGAUCACAUUGCGCAGAUAAUCGAGCUUAUGGGUCCGAUCCCGCCUAGUGUAGCGUUGAUGGGCAAGUACAGCACCGAGUUCUUUUCGCGUAAAGGAGAGCUUCGGCACAUUCAAAAACUGCGGUACUGGCCUCUGGAAGCUGUAUUGCAUGACAAGUAUGUCUUCCCGAAACCGGCAGCGGAGGCGUUAGCGUCGUUUUUAAACCCGAUGUUGAGGUUGGAUCCGGGAAAGAGGGCGAGAGCGGGAGAUAUGGUUGGACAUCGGUGGUUGGAAGGCGUCGUUGUGAAUGGUGAGGAGGAGGUUGGGGCUAGGAUGCAGCAAGGGCGCACGAAGGAGAUUCGGCAGGAGGAAGGGAGUGGUGAGGUGAAGGGAGAUACCAAGGUGGAAGAUGAAACGACGACGGUGACGGAUAAGGCUGCCGUUAGUGAAGCAGAUGCGUUGAAGACUGUUGAGGAUAUUCCCCCGAUUUCUGAAGAGGAAGAAAAGCAGGAAGAAAAGCUGGAGGAAAAGCUGGCCGAGUCCAGUGAAGCCGCCGACGUUCAGCAGCCGUCUGUACCGGAUCCUCCUCCUCCUUCUGCUUCUACUCCUACUCCCGUUGAACAACCAGGCCAAGGCCGGGGUGGUGGUGGUGGUGGUGGUGGUGGUGGAAAUAGAGGAAAUAGAGGUGGAAAUAGAGGGAAAGGCAAUAAAGGCGGACGCGGGAAGAAGUGAAGAAUCUAUGGUCCAUACCCCUAUAUCAGUAUAUCCUCAAGUUGCAUGCGAUCUCGGACUUUGACAUGGUCUCGGUUACACUUUAGCACUUUUGCUGGUGUAUUCAAUUGUAGACACUGUGUAUUUCUACCCCUCCCAUCGGUUCAUGUGUUCUGUGCACUUCGAUUUUCCACGAUAAAUGAGGCGAGUGCGAGGAAGUACGACAGGCAUGCGAGCGCUCAUGGCUUUCGAACCGCGUUUUGAUUCCCGCGCCCAAAUACCCUUUUCAAUUUGAAUAGGCCAGGACUUGCUUCAGGCACAUGUAACUUGGCCAGUUGGUUUUACACACUCCAUCGGCCUCACAAACUGCUCCGAGUCAGUAGGCUGGAGCCCAUGCUUCACAGAAAAAGAACGCGGCCAGAACUCUUGCUCCUUCCGUCUUUCUCUACAAUUCCCUCUCGGCAUGUACCUUCAGGAACAAACCUCAGCUCUGGGCACUGUAUAGUGACGUCUACUUGGCGAAGUAUACCUUCAUUGUCGCAGUCAUUAAGCGCCGGCUAACAAGUUAGCGAAAAGCGCAUCGUAUACCCGUCGGUUGUUCAAGCUGCAAAACUGAUUGUCUCGGUGCUGAGUCUGGAUUCUCAGGUUGCCGUCAUUCCUUUCGAUGAAUCCUCUAUUGCUACCUAAUUAUCGUUGGCUUACUUGCUGUCACUGCACUAAAAAAAGUGUAUAACAC